CCUGAGUCUGAUUCAAUCCCUUCUUCCCACACAUCCUUCUGUCUCUCACACUAAGGGAAUCCUCAGCACUCCCCACCCAGGCACUGCUGCCUCCAAAUAGCAGGUAUGUAGCCAUGUCAAUCCAUAACCCCCCUGCCCCCCUGCAGGAUCCUGGAUGGGACUUUUAUAGAGAAAUAUUAACAUAUAAAGCCCCCUGCAUUGUGUUCUGCCCCGGACUCUGAGCUUGAGACAUUGUAUCAGCUGGUAGGAACGGUAUGUUUCAUUGCAACUUAGCAGCGAGUCUGUAGCGCGAUAAGUACAGUGUUUCUGUCUGUCUGAUGAACUAUAUACUGUCUGUCUGAUGAACUAUAUACUCUGUCUGAUAUUCCAUAUAGUGUGUGUGUGUCUGAUAUUCCAUAUAGUGUGUGUGUGUCUGUCUGAUACUCAGUAUACUGUGUGUCUCUCUGUCUGAUAUUCCACAUAGUGUGUGUGUGUGUCUGUCUGAUACUCAGUAUACUGUGUGUGUGUGUGAUAUUCCAUAUAGUGUGUGUGUGUCUGUCUGAUACUCAGUAUACUGUGUGUCUCUCUGUCUGAUAUUCCACAUAGUGUGUGUGUGUGUGUCUGUCUGAUACUCAGUAAACUGUAUGUGUGUCUGUCUGAUACUCAGUAUACUGUGUGUGUGUCUGAUAUUCCGUAUAGUGUGUGUGUGUCUGUCUGAUACUCAGUAUACUGUGUGUGUGUGUGUCUGAUAUUCCAUAUAGUGUGUGUGUCUGUCUGAUACUCAGUAUACUGUGUGUUUGUGUGUGUGUGUGUUUGUCUGAUAUUCCAUGUAGUGUGUGUGUCUGUCUGAUACUCAGUAUACUGUGUGUGUGUCUGAUAUUCCAUAUAGUGUGUGUGUCUGAUUCUCUAUAUACAGUGUGUGUGUGGGUGUCUGAUACCCUAUAUACUGUGUUUGUGUGGGUUUCUGAUACUCUAUAUACUGUGUGUGUGUCUGUCUGAUAUUCCAUAUACAGUGUGUGUGUGUCUGAUACCCUAUAUACUGUGUGUGUGUGAUACUCUAUAUACUGUAUCUGUCUGUGUGAUACUCUAUAUACUGUAUGUCUAUCUGAUACAAUAUAUAUACUGUGUAUAUGACUAAAUCACUCUAUAUAUAGUAUAUGUAUCUCACGCACUCUAUAUACAGUAUGUGUGUCUAUCUGGUGCACUCCAUAUACAUUGUUUGUAAUCAUGCCUCCUGCCUGUAACGUGUACCAGUUCAGUGUACACACUGUGUCUGUUUACUAUGCGUGAACACAGAGCUUUAAUAUGGGAUCAGAUGUACAUAAUAUAUAUUUUAGAGAGACCAGUAGGGUAUGUUCCUUUGUCGCCUUAAACAUUGUUUGUAUGUGUGUGUGCAUUUAUUUAUAUGGAUCCAACUCGUAAUUAUUUAAACCUUUCAUUAGAUCGUGACUUCCUCUCUGAUCUAUAUAGUCAUUUAUAAUAUACAGCGCAGUCUAUAGAGCAUUCAGUGUGUAGCUGUGUGUACAGUAUAUGAUAUUGUCUAUAUAAGUCUUUGGUCGGUCUGUAUAACUGUCUCUGUUUAUACAGCUGUUCAAUGUGUCCCUUUGUCUUUGCCCAUUGUCUGUCUCUGCAGGCCUGAUUUCCAUAGUCUUAGUGGCCCUGGCUAUCUCACUGUCUGUGUCACUGAGUAAAUCUCCACCUUGACUUCUUCUUAAAAAGCUCUUAUCUUCCUUCUGUAGUGUAAAUGCUGUCUCUCUGACCCCGUCUGUGCUUUUUUCACCAUCGUUUCCUUUUGUUCCUAUUUGUGUAUGGGGAUUUCCAGUUUAAAUCAUAAUCCUCUCUCUGCAGUCUAUAUCAUUACUUCCCAAUCUGUCACCCCAUGUAUGUCUGUCUGUCUGUCUUUAUUAAUUCAGUAUCUAUUUGGCAGUCUACAACAGUGAUAUUGUAUUCUGCAACUGCCCUCCAAUAGGAACCGUGCUUUACUAAUACUUUCCUGUAUUUAUAUUUUUGUUGAUAUACAAAUCAAACUCUUCGGUCCAUAAUCCUUCCAGUAAAUGACAUUUGAUUUACGUAUUCACUUUGUGUACCACUAACCAGUUUUUUGCCCCUAGGCUACUAACUACUAGCUUGAUUCUGGCCCUCGAUGGCUAGCUUUGGACAGCCCUGAUAUAUUACAUGCAUGUGGCUUUCAUCUAAAAAUUAUUCAUUAUACCAGCUGUGAUCCCGGCAGUAAAUAAUUGUGACAUAAUGUGAUAUAUGUUAAGACCUUUCUUUCUAUAUAUAGUAAUAUUGUGUAUCUAGGCUCUAUAAUAGGAUCAUUUAAUUCAUGAUAUACACAGCCCUACCCCCCACCCCCACCUUUUUUUCCUUCACCCACUGUUUCUUCAUUUUUAUGUCUACCCAUGUCCGGUUCCCCUUUUUUUCUCACCUCUUUCUCUUUUUCUCUUCCUCUAAGUUUAGUUCUAAAAUUUCUCGUCUGUAUAUUAUUUUUGCUUCUGUUUACAUGAUGAAACUCUACUAAUGCAAGCAAAGUCAGCCUUCUUCUUUUCUGUUUUCGAAUUCACUCCAUCCAUCUCCUAUCCUUCACAAUCAACUCAUAAAAGUAAUCUUUCCCACUAUGUCUUAUUUACCAGUAACUCCCUUUUUUUUCUAUCCCGUAACAUUUUGGCUUCCAUUAAUAUUAGUAUCAUUCUUUGCCUUCCUCUUUAAACCUUCGUAAACAAACCACUAUAUUUUCUUUCUUUUUCUGGUCUUUCCCUUUUGUCUCUCUGUUCUUCAUCUUUUCCAACCAGUAAUGUCGUCUUUGUUUCCUUUCUCCACAAGGUUUCUCAAUGAGAAGUCAAUAGAUCGCAAAAAGACGACCUUCAACAUGCCUCCAGAGAGCAAAAUGACCUCGUAAAGCAAGGAGAUAGCUUCAGACAGAGUAAAUACCAAGUGCUCAUUAUCAAACUGCAGCUAUCUAAAGAUGAUGGAGGUUCCAGACUGGAAGUUUCAUCUUCUGGAGAGGAGACGGAAGGAAGAAGAAGAGAUGAAACGAAAGGAGAGAGAGGAAGAAGAUCGCCUUGCCAAUAUGCCUCCAUGGAAAAGAGAAAUCAUCCUUCGAAGGAAAGCCAAGGCUGAAGCAUCUAUGUUGGAGACUAGAGCUGAGGUUGAGGGAGAACAAGAAGAGAGAGAAAAAGUGAGUAGCGUAGAUCAAGACGAAAGAGAGGCUCGAGUAUUAAGGGAAAACAUUGGACCAGUUCAACAGAACCCAUUUAUUCAGCUGGAAAAGCAGAGGAGGGUCCCAGAACUUUCCUGUAGUAAACCAAAGCCAACCCCAGAUCUGCCUAUUGUACGCACUUUGCGAAUGGAUGAUGUUGUCAAGGAUUUGCAUCCAUCAAAUGAAGAAGAGGAACUGGAGGCUCUCACUGAUGACCAGCCACCUCUCCUAGAUGAGAGAAAAGGAAGGGUCAGCAGACUAUUGAGUCGUUUUGGACGUUCAUGGGUUGAGGCAGAGAAUGGGGGCACAGUUGUUCCACGUAUCAAUGGGGAGGGAGAGGUGACAGUUAAGCCACCGUGCCCUGCAGUGAUGUCGGUGGAACUUGAUAUCCAGGCCUCAACAUCUCAUUCUCAGCUUGCUCCGCCUUCUCCUUCCUGUCCUCGGACUGUCACGGGAAGCCAGACUUUAACUCAGGAAACCACUGUCUCCUCCCUCACCCCCCCAUCCUCUUCCUGCACUGAUUCUGAGCCAGCUGUGCACUUGCCCUGUAUGGCAUCACCAACAGCCAUGAGUGGGCUUGCUACACGGCCUAGCACGGCUGAGGAUGCCAGAACCUUUCCAUUUCAACUACGUUCAGCUUCUUCUAGUGCACCAAGACCACUAAAACAGACAGUUCAAGCUUCCCCUCCAACACCCAAACAUGUCACAGGGCGAGUGGAGGCAGAUGGAGAAGGGGGUCCUUCCAUAUCCAGGGUUACAGGCCUUUCACCAGCCAGUAAAAUAGUCAUAGGUGGAGAAAACCAGGCCAUGCAGCGGAGGAAAGGCAAUACAAUUACAGUAAACCCACGUAAGGCACCUGUUUGUGAGAAUGGUUACGUUGCCACUGAGACUAAGACUCCUAGCCCCAAGACUGAUGCUGGCAAGAAGAGAUACCCAACAGUUGAUGAAAUUAAAGUGAUAGGAGGCUACCAGGCAUUGUCAAAGUCCUGUCUGGCAAAGCACAGUCAGGAUAAGAAGAAGGUAAGGCUGAAAUCUUUCCUUUUUAAAUAGAUAUUGAUAUAGAUAUCUGUAGAUAUAUGCAAAGAUUUUAAAUAUGCAGAUUGAUUGUCCAUUAUUCGGCUGACUAGCCACCCAUCAGCUGGUCUAUAUCUAAUGCUGCUGGGAAUAAAAAAAAAGCUGAGAUUAAUAAUUCUCCUGUGUGGCUUCAUUGGACACAACAUUUUCAGAAUUCUAUCCAGAAUUUAAUGAGUUAACCUCUUUGAAUUUCUGUAUCCAGAGUGUAAUCAUGAGCUGGCUGAGCAGAAAGGGAGUGGUAGUCCUAAGCCCUGCCCUUGUUUAAAGCUCCGGGGCACACUUAGUAUGUAGGUAUUCUGAAUGCCAGGGAUUUCAAGCAGAAACUAAUUACACAAUCCUGUUUAAAAUUCAUCAUUUCCUCUCCAGCCCUUUCAAUGACGGCUUCUCAGUGGAUAUUAUGCUUUACCUCCCCACCCCCCAUAUACAUAUCAGUGAUCCAGCAAUGGAGUUAUUUUCUGCAGGAAUGUGAGUUCUGAUAACAAACACACAGCAAGUUUAGACAUGUGCACUUGUGUCCUGCUCAAAACAGAAGCUGAUGCUGGAGUCAGGUCUCCAUCACAGGGAAAAUUAACUCAAACUUAUCUACCACCUUCAAAAUGAUAUUUAGGCUAGUGGAGGCCAAAAAAAGGUCCUCCGGCCAACUGGACGUCAACCUAUCGUUCCUGUAAGUUUUCUUGUAAUUGUCCUAUUUAUAGUUAAAUCCCCCUCUCAUAAUAUUGUAAAGCGCUACGGAAUCUGUUGGCGCUAUAUAAUUGUCAAUAAUAAUAAUAAUAACUAUUACUACUCCCAUGAUGCUUUGCUGUCCUUUAACCCAUUAACCCCUUAAGGACCAAACUUCUGGAAUAAAAGGGAAUCAUGACAUGUCACAAAUGUCAUGUGUCCUUAAGGGGUUAAGGUAUUCAUUUCCAGUGAUGGGCCUAGUUUGCAGCUAAGUGCAGCAUUAUUUGACCAAUUAUAUGUUAACCAGAAUAAUCCUUAAACCUGCCCGAGCUCAGUGUUUUUGCUUUUUGAGUUAAAAUACAGGAAGUUACACGAGGUUCUCAGGAAACUUGAUUUCUACAUGACUGUAUAUGGAGAGCCUUACACUGCAGAAGGAAACCACAGGACAGUGAUAUAACUAGUGCGAUCGUAUGAUAGCCACACUGUGACGCACCAAAGGCCGCCUUUAAAAGCUGCGGUGUGGUAAUGAAAAAAAAAAACAUACGCUUUUAUAUUUACUAAUGUGAGAAUUCAAAAGGAGUUUGAAAUUAUAGGCCAACUGAACACAUGGAUAUCUUAGAGAUUUUACUGCAGUUCGGCUAAUGUGAAUUUGAAUAUUAAAUUCACUUGGAAUUCUCGUUUUAGUAAUUAACCCUGAUAGUGAGAAAUAAACUUUAAAUUCUACAAUGUCCAAAUUUAAAUGACAAAACUGACUCCAAAAUGGCUGAUUUGAAAAAGAAAAUAGCCAAAUCACACAGGUAGGCUAUUUUACUCUAGAUUUUGCCACUCAGGUUUCAUUUUGAUACAAUUGGAGUUUGGGGAAUAAACCGCAGGUGCCAAAUAUGAACCCGCUGGCCCUUAUAGAAAGCCCAAUUCCCAUGCAGCAUUCAUCGUUAGAUACAAUCUCUAAUUUGUACAGAUUGGCACAGACAGCAUUGGUUUUGAUGAUAUUAACCCGGAGCCCUACCACCUCUGCUGGGCGGCCAUUUCAGUCAUACACCGUACUUUCUGUGAAAAGCAUUGUAUAAGGUUCACUUUAAUCCUACUUCUUACCAUGUAAUCUCCACUCCAGAGCCUGACACAUUGUUCUAGACAUUCCAUCUGUGUGAAAUGUGAUUUAAAUCUCCACAUACAUCAAGCUUCUUGUAUUAUGUCACAUUAUCCAUUCUCUGUUCCCAGCUCAAGCAGGUAUCUGGCCUGUAUAUCUGCAUUUUAUCAUAUAACCCAUUCUUUCCCUGCUCUGAGCUACACACCUUACAGUCACUCCACUUCCCCUAUUUAUCCACUAAACUCAGACUUGUAGUGAAAUCAGAUCUAUACGGGGUAAUUCGCUCUAAAUUAGACAAGCUGUGACUGCAGGUGAGAUGGAGAAUUUUUUUUCAGCACAUCUUUAUUCAGUACAAAUUGGUGUUUCAAUAAAUCCAUCCGUUUGAGACUUCAGAAAUGAAGAGUUAAAUCAUAUUGUAAAAGUCAAAAAUAAAACUGACGAAAUCUAAAAAUCUAGCUAAAAUGUGGUAAAAAAAAAUGAAAACAGUUAAAAACAAAAUGACAAGGCCCUUUCCCUAUAUAUAAUCUAAUCCCAGUCCAAGUACUAUUUACACCAUUUUACAGAUAUUUUGAUGUCUAAUUUCUGGGGGCGGGUUAUGAUAAGGUAUCCAGAUUCCUAUGUGGUGCUGUAGGUGAGACUUUACAUGAAAACGUUAUUAGAUGCAAAUCUAAGAGUCCUCUUCACUUCCUUCACUUUUAAUUUAUUUAAAUAUCUCCUCGUCUCCCCCCUCACUGUCAGGGUUCGGCAGUGGUAAAGCAUGGGAGCUGGGAGUUGAGUGCCUCCUCCACUCGCAGGUGUCGUCAUGUGGCCAGUGUGAUGUCAUAACCCUGGAUGACACUUCAUUCUAGCUAGGAAUAAGGUGUGGAGAGAUCUUGAUGCGCUGCUUCUCCCCUGCUCCUGUGUUUCACCACCAUCACUCUGUCACCGUUUACACGUGGAGGACGUCCUGCUACACCUGUUAGACCAGUGAAGAUCGAGCUGUUAAAGGGAACCUAAGGUCCCCAAAAGAACAAUUGUUAUAUAUCUGUCCACACCCUUUGAGUUUAAAAGUGUAAGUUUAGUAAGCGUUACUAACCUCGUUUCUAGAACCAGGCCUCCUUUUUCUGCAUGCUCCUGCUUCCUACGAACACAUCUUCUUGAUAUCCUCCAAUCCUUCUCAGUGAUUGGAGCUACUCACGCACGGCCAAAUCAGCAUUUAAUUUGUAGAUCGGGUUUUACACUGUCUGGGGGAGGAAGUGCCUUUAGUGGAUGUCAGUAUGACACCAGAGGUGUAUUUAAUCCUCCAAUAUAAACAUUGGCAUUUCUACAAAACUGCAAUCGUUUACAUUGCAGGCCUAAAACUAAAGGACCAUUUCAUUAAGAUAAAGUAGUCUUGGUGACUAUUGUGUCCCUUUAAACUGCCGUUUGUGUGGGACCUCCUGGGAGAGGCGCAAUGUACCGAGGGAUGCCAUUCCAGAGGCAUCAGUCCAGGCUACCCACUGCAGGCCUUUACAUUUCAAGAACUACACUGCUAGUCAAGGAUACGCCAGGCCUUCCUCACCGCUGCAAGCCUGGAGGGUUCAGGACACAUUUACCAGGGGUGAAGCUUCACUCACCAAAAACUAGUGACGAGUGGAAAAUUUGAGCCCUUUAUAUUGUAUAUAGCAUAAAGAAAUAUUGCAUUUCCUUCAGCCUGUGAGGUUUUUGACACAGCGAAUGAAAAGCUAUUUCCAACGUUGACCUUUAUGUCACACAUUUAUUGGAUAGAGGCACGCACUAGUUAGGUUACCUUGUAUAGGGCAGAGAAGCAUUCAAGCCGGUAAAACUCUCCAUUUAUAUCCCAAGGGCACUGGGCUGAACAUCCGAUGGGGGGUGGGGUGUACAGGAGUACUGCCAUCCUAAUUUACAUCCUCUCCAAAUAUACUAAGGGCAUUAGCCUAAAUUCUGCAGUUCCAUUAAUAAACAACUAAAUGUUUUCACACCCAGAGGGUAGACCAAGGGGCCACUGAGCACCCUACCUACAAUAGAAGCACAGUGCCAACCAGUUGCCUUUUUAUCUGUAAUGUUAAUUAAAAUAUCAAAAAACAUGUUAAGAAACACAUCUCCAUCCCAACCUCAGUGAUCGCAGUGCUACCAAAACCAGGUGUGCCCUUAGAAUGGAUUAGGGUCACAUUGGCAGAAUGUUUAAUGAGUAGUUAGAUCACUAAAUAUACCUUCAUACCUAUAAUUCCCAGUAAAUGCGUUCUGCUCCCUCCCCUCCUCCCCGUUCUGUGCCGUCAUUGCUCACUGAAGUCUGGCUUUUAGUCUCUUAAAAUUAAUCGUAAAAGGUCACUCCGGAUCAAAAUGAAACGUCUGUAAAGUGGAACAUGUCCCAUUUCUGGAACAAGACUGCCUGGACCUCCUGACCACACUGGAAGCUGGCCAUUUAAACGUUCGACCCAUCAUAUCCUUCCUGAAGUCGCUCAGCUUCGAUAAAAUAUGAUCCCGAAAUGGAAUCUAUUGGGGCUUAGUUUAGAAGGACUCUGGAAAAUUUGGAGAUGGCCAGAGAAUAGUGAAUUAGCAAAUCACGUCAUCUCUAGAAUAGUUCUGAAUUUUAGCCCUUCUCUUGUGAACAUAGCACAACACUUUAAAAAAAGACCUAUUACAUUUUUUUUAUAUCUUCCCUUUCUACCAAUGUUGACAAUAGCUGCUUUGGAAAAACAUGUAAACUUCACAAUUUUGGAAGUUCCUUAUUUGUGAAUAAAUGUCAAUGUGUUUCGAUCCCUCCUUUAAAAAAAAAGACUGAGAGAAUCUGCUGUGUUCUCGGUUUAACAGUGAGUUAUAACUGUGUAGCAGAAAUCUCAACGGCAGUUGUUAUCAUUGUUAUUAGUAGUAUUUAUAUAGCGCCAACUAAUUCUGCAGCACUUUACAAUAUUAUGAAAGGGGGGAAUUUACAAUAAAUGAGACAAUUACACAGUGACACAUGAACGAUAGGUAGAUGAGGGCCCUGCUCAAACGAGUUUACAAUCUCUAGAGGAGGUGGGGUACAAAUACACAACAGUGCAGCAAGGAUGACACCCACCAAACAAGGUGGAAAAGUAGCAUAACUGGAGGUGAGAGUGGAGUGUGGCUCUUUAAGAGAGCAAGAGACAGAUAUGGAUAGGUAUACAAGUUACUCUGGGAGUCUGUAGGCAUUUCUGAACAGAUGUUUUUUUUGGGAGGGGGCAGUUUGUCAUAGUUAAACAUUAAUCGGAUACGUUUUAGACUGCAAACAAUGUUUUAGAAAAAAACAGACCACAGCUAACUGUAAGUAAUCUACAGAGUUAUUACAUUAACAUUUAUUUAUAUAAUGCCAACAUCCAUCUCCGUUACAUUGUACAAUAGCUAAAACAAAGUAAAUAAUUCUAACAAAAUACGCCUGAGAUACGGGAACAGUAGGCAAAAGGGCCCUGCCCAAAAUAGCUACAAAUUGCACAAAAUUAUCAUAAAUUACACUUCCUCUUUAAUAAACGUUCCGAUUUAGGAUAAGCAUACCCUUGUUUACCCUAUUAUUUUAUAGGCAGGAAGUGAUUUUAUCUUUGCUAAAUGAUUUAUCAAUAAUCAAUAAGUGACCACUAAAGGGUGGAUCAAUGUGGCUCUGCAUUUAGAGCUGUAAAACGCCCAAAGGCGUGGACUGGACAGAGCACAAUACAAGGCAGGCUUGGAAUUAGCCAGAUACACCAGAUUAAGAUUUAAAAGCAGCAUGCAGCCGCAGGACGAGAAGGGGGUGAGGGGAAUCUUUUUUAUUUCAGAAGGAAAUGGAAGCUGUGAGUAACAUUAUAAGAUGGGAGGGACAAGGAGCCAGCUAGUGAGGAGGUGAGGUCAGAGACAGACACACACACUGCAGGCUGCGAGAGAUGGUCGAUUGGAAGGGAUACUGGGUGGAAGAGGCUGGGGAUAGAAAAAAAUGCAAAGGAAAAGAGAUGGAUUGGGCUGAAAAAAAUGACUUGCAGGGAAAACCUUUUUAAAGGGACACUCCACUGCCCAAACACAAAAUAACUACAAAUCACUGUUUGCACUGCAUGCAUUUAAUUAAAAAAAUUUCAUUGUAUUUAUACCGAAAAAUCUUUUGCAAAACCUGCAUUUUUCUCAUCUGCUGCUUUUGCAUGCCCUCCCCAUCUUCCUUCACCCAGACGUUCUGUGACUGUCCAAUCACAGACUUCCCAAUGCAGCUCAAUGAGAAGUCGUUGCAAGGUAUUCUAGUCAAUUGCUGCCUCCUGAGUUUAGCCCGCUCCACUGAGCUAACCAAACCAGGAAGUAACAGGACCAGUUGUCUGAUUGACAGCCAAGGGGGUGUUAUCAGGUUCAUUUAUAAAAGUGACAUUUUCUAUUGAAAAUGAAAAAAUAAUACUCUUCAUACAUACAGCUUUUUAGCAAGCUAAAGUGCUUUAGGGGUCUGGAGUGACCCUUUAAGGGUCAUUGUCAUUUCUCUGAAGAUCACCUAUAAUUUGUGUUAAACGUUUUGUUUUUUUCAUGCAAUAUUCUAUUUUCUUUUAAAGGGUUACUCCAAGCAUUAUAAACACAAGAACUCGCUGUAAUGGUUAUGAUGUCAGAAAUACCCUGGCUUGGUUACCCCAUAAAGGGGCAAACUGUUUUGGAAUGGUUUGCCCUCUUACCGGAGUCCCAGAUGGCGACAUGUGCGGAAUCCGGUUGCCAUUAAUUGUCUGAGAGCAUCAACCAACUGCCAUCAGCCAAUGAAUGGCGCACAGCGCAAAAUAAUUUGCACAGAAGUGACAUCACGGAAUUCUUGUUCCAAGCUGGCUAAUGACGCCCCUAUGACGUGAGAGUUCUUCUCACUGACAGCAUGACAAUGUGCUUACAGUAAAGACCAAAGUAAUAAGAAAUAAUAAUAUGAAAUAUUCUAACCAGGCAGGGAUUUAAUAGUUGCCAGAUUCUGGGUAUAUUUUAUUUUAUUAUCCAAAUUAAUAUCACCCAUUUCAUUGACCAUGGAUGGAUGCAAGUCCAAGCUGACACAGGAAGGUUAAACGAAAGGACUACCAUAACCACUCGUGCACCUUCCAUAGAUUAUGGUACAAGGGAUUCUAGGUUUUAGUCUCACCUCUUCCAUUCUAUAGCUCUAGUAAAUCUUAGUAUAACUUUAUACCCUUUUGCCACCACUGUGUGAUGUAACCAGGAAAGCUCUAGCCAUGACCCAAAUAUUUUGUAUAGCGUGCGCAUGUGUCCUGACUGACAUGUGUCAUCCGUCCAGGAGAUUUGUUGGGCUGGCUGCACAUAUGCAAGUAGCUUCAUUCAUGAAAAUGCAUGAGAAACUUCAAGGUAGACCAGUGAUGGCUAACCUUGACACUAUAAAUUGUUUCUGCACUACAUUGCCCAUGAUGCUCAGCUAGCUUUUAGACUCUAAAAGCUAGCUGAGCAUCAUGGGCACUGUAGUACGGAAACAAUUUAUGGUGUCAAGGUUAGCCAUCACUGAGGUAGACUAACAGGAGCCAUGCCGCCACAGAGCUUAGUUGUGUUUACAGAUAUAUUAAAUGGCACCUUUUGGUGGAUACAAAGCGUCCAUUUAAAGAGAUGUCAAGGGAUGGGUAGGCCUUCUCUUGUACACUAUGUGUCAUCAACGAAAUAUUGCUGACUAAACAACAUUUACUUUCAGGAAGUCAGAUGAAGAUCUGCAUUGCUUAUAAAAGAGAUUUAUAAAGAAAACAGCAUUCAAAAGUGAUAAUACAAGAAUUUCACGAUAUGUGAGCAAUGUCCAUUUCAUUUUGAGGCAGGGGUAGUGGCUUCCCUUUAAUUAUUCAUAUUGAAGAAAAAUAGCACAUAUAUUUCUUGUUAUAUGUUUUAAAUCUCAGCCUUUGAUCAGCAAUGUUUGAUAGAUCUCUGUAUGAUCAGUUCAGUGAUGGAGGAGGGAGAACUUUGAGAAGUUUUAGAGUAUUACAAAUGUGCUCAGAACAGGGCAGGGUGAGCUAAGAACUUGGGUGGAGAGGGGAACAUUUUUAAUAUAACUACUUCUUUAAAAUUGGCAGAAGUAACUGUGAAACAGCUUAAGGCAGACGGAAGAGAGUAUCUGGGGCACAUGGGGGACUCCAGAGUGACGACUGUAAAGAGACAUCCCCCCUUUUGUGCAGACAGUCAAGUAAAGAGUUAAGGAACAGGAGGGGCUGGUUUGGAGACAAGGCUGAAAGAGGGACACAUCUGGGGUCAUGGGGGAGGGAGACAGCUGGUCAAGAUACAGGAGGGGAGGGGGGGAAUCAGCACUACCCCAUGGCAGAGACAGCCAUUACUAAUGAGAGUAAAAUACAAUAAGAGGAACCGAGACAGUAACAAACAGAUUAAUAAUUAUUGACAUUUUUGAGGAACUGCUGAGGCACUAAUUAUUCUUCUCUAUCCUAAUUUUAGAUGUUUCAUAUUUGUAACAUCUUGUCCUUAUUUGGAUUUAUUUAUUUUUACUCUACUCCUCUAUGAUUUGUACUCAACACCAGCUAUAUUAAUCACUGCGCCUGGCAUCUCCUUUUUCCCUCAUUGUUUGCUCCUGUGGGCUUCUCUCUCUCUCUCUCCAGAACAACCAUUGUCCUCACUGCCUCCAUCUUUCCAGCUCCUGCUAUCAAUAUAACAUAACUCUAGCUGCCUUUAAAAAGACCACACCAUCAUUUCAACUGCAUUUCUCUAAACCAACCCCACCAUUCACACUGCAUCCCUCCAUGCCACCCCACCAUUCACACUGCAUCCCUCAAUGCCACCCCACCAUUCACACUGCAUCCCUCCAUGCCACCCCACCAUACACACUGCAUCCCUCUAGGCCACCCCACCAUUCACACUGCAUCCCUCCAUGCCACCCCACCAUACACACUGUAUCUCUCCAUGCCACCCCACCAUUCACACUGCAUCCCUCCAUGCCACCCCGCCAUACACACUGCAUCUCUCCAAGUCACCCCACCAUUCACACUGCAUCCCUCCAGGCCACCCCACCAUUCACACCGCAUCUCUCCAUGCCACCCCACCAUUCACACUGUAUCUCUCCAUGCCACCCCACCAUUCACACUGCAUCCCUCCAUGCCACCCCACCAUUCACACUGCAUCCCUCCAGGCCACCCCACCAUUCACACUGCAUCCCUCCAUGCCACCUCACCAUACACACUGCAUCCCUCUAGGACACCCCACCAUUCACACUGCAUCCCUCCAUUCACACUGCAUCCCUCCAGGCCACCCCACCAUUCACACUGCAUCCCUCCAUGCCACCCCACCAUACACACUGCAUCCCUCUAGGCCACCCCACCAUUCACACUGCAUCCCUCCAUGCCACCCGCCAUACACACUGCAUCUCUCCAUGUCACCCCACCAUUCACACUGCAUCUCUCCAUGCCACCCCACCAUUCACACUGCAUCCCUCCAUGCCACCCCACCAUUCACACUGCAAUCUCCAGGCCACCCCACCAUUCACACUGAAUCCCUCCAUUCCACCCCAUCAUACACACUGCAUCCAUCCAUGCCACCCCACCAUUCACACUGCAUCCCUCCAGGCCACCCCACCAUUCACACUGCAUCUUCACAUGCCACCCCACCAUUCACACUGCAUCUCUCCAUGCCACCCUACCAUUCACACUGCAUCUCUCCAUGCCAUCCCACCAUUCACACUGCAUCUCUCCAUGCCACCCUACCAUUCACACUGCAUCUCUCCAUGCCACCCUACCAUUCACACUGCAUCUCUCCAUGCCACCCCACCAUUCACACUGCAUCUCUCCAUGCCACCCCAUCAUUCACACCGCAUCUCUCCAUGCCAACCCACCAUUCACACUGCAUCUCCCCAUGCCACCCACCAUUCACACUGCAUCUCUCCAUGCCACCCCACCAUUCACACUGCAUCUCUCCAUGCCACACCUACUACCAUUCACACUGCAUCUCUCCAUGCCACCCCACCAUUCACACUGCAUCUCUCCAUGCCACCCCACCAUUCACACUGUAUCUCUCCAUGCCACCCCACCAUUCACAUUGCAUCUCUCCAUGCCACCCCACCACUCACACUGCAUCUCUCCAUGCCACCCCACCAUUCACACUGCAUCUCUCCAUGCCACCCCACCAUUCACACUGCAUCUCUCCAUGCCACCCCACCAUUCACACUGCAUCUCUCCAAGCCACACCACCAUUCACACUGCAUCUCUCCAUGCCACCCCACCAUUCACACUGCAUCUCUCCAUGCCACCUCACCAUUCACACUGCAUCUGUCCAGAUCACCCCCAUUAUUCUUGCUAUAUGUCCAGAUCACCCCACCAUUCACUGUAUCUCCUCAUGCUACCCCACCAUUGUGCCUUGAGUCUCCUGCCCCACAUUGCUAAUUUUGUUCCCUCCCCAUUGUCAUCCUUUCCAUCAUUCCAUCUACCCCCUGAUCUUGCACUGCGCUCUUCCUGCACAGAUCAUCUGCCUGCAGCUCCCAACUCCUCUUUCCAUGUAUAUCCCUUAAUGCAAAAUCCUGUUAAAGCCCAUUCAAUUAAGAUUAAAAGUGAUUACCCUUGUUAACCCUUUCACGGUCAGAAUUGGUAAAUCUUUAAAUCUUUGAUCACUUUUCACACAAACACGUGCCAUUCAGUACAACCCAUCACUGAUACAACCUUGUGAUCUCGCUCAUCCAGCAAAUCGCAGAGAUUGCCACUCCUACUACCACUAUUACCCCAGGACGGAGUUUGCGGCCAAUGAAUGUACUAUGUAGCUAGGUAUACAGACAGGCAGACAUCAACUCUCAUAGCUUUAGAAGACGCUUGACCUCCACGUGUCAGAACUGACAGAACUGAGCUGCCAAGAUUACCAUCUGCACAUCUAUUGUAAAUCAGUUUUACUGUAAUAACUGCCUCCCAUGAGGCCUGUCAAGAUUAGAUAUCAGCUAUCGCUUAUUUAAAUCAUUUUCUAAUGGUUCUAACUACAUUCCAAACUCAGCCAGUUCCUUCACAAUUCGCUUAAAGUGAAAAUAUUCAGGGGGUCCCAGUCCACACAACAAUGAAACAAAUUAAUCAUAAACUAAAGGGGGCUAUACAAAUCUCCAGAAGUAUGUUAGUUAAAUAAUAAUAAUAAAUACACAGAAAAUUCUGUCACGUGCUAAUACCCCCCCACCCCACAAGAGUUAGAAAUUAUUAAAGGACUGCAACUUUUGUUUUAAAUAUUAUAAAACACAGAUUAUUUUACACAGUCACAGAAAUAAUGAUUGGUGAAUUAUAAUAUAUUACCUAAUUAGAUUCAUGGUAAGAUUGAAAAAAAACAAAACAAAUAUUAGAUUUAAGUAACUAUUGCAUCUGUCAGCUUUAUCAAUAUUAUUUUAUCACCAUUAUCAAAGCACCAACAUUGGGAGGGAUACAUUGUUGCAAAUAAUUAACAGACAAAAUAAAGAGAGAGAGAAUAUGUAACUACAAUUGAAUAUUGUAAAUAUAUGUCUGUUCAUUAGUUGCAACAAUGUAUCCAAAUGUUUGAAUGUAAAGAAAUGUGGUAAAUUGUAAUGCUUUGCAAAUGAUGAUAAAAUAAUAAUAAGAACUAUAAUGGUUAGGAAUGAUAUGUUGGCGCCCUCUAAUGGCAGACAUUAAUCAAGCAAUCAAAUGUGCAAUGGGAGCUGCAAUAUAGCUGUUUUAGUUCCUGUCUCACUAUGAUCAGAAAAAGAAGGAACUCCCAAAAGCUCUUUACUACAAAUGUCUGGUGGUCCAAUAAAAAAAGGUGCAGGUCCAGUAUUUUGUAAUCACAUCAAUGUAGUUUAUGCAUGAAAAGAGGAAAAAGAACAUUUCAAAAAUGAAUGUGUAACCUUGUGGUUCUGGUACCUAUGAGAAGCCUUCAUCACCACAUGCACUCAGGAAGGGCUGGGGUCGGCGGCUCCUGAGAUAGCUUCUGUUUAAACCAUAAUUGGCCAUGCACAACGUGUGUUCUACGGUAACAUUCUACAAUAGAAUCUUCAGUUACUGUAAGGGUAAACAAAACGGACAAAGGGAGAAUAUUACAUUGAAAAAGAAUAAAGUAAUGGAACAACAGGGCAAGACUUAGGCUGAUGAGACAAUAGACUACUUAGAGAAAGGGUAGAAGAUAUUAGUAAUAGCCAUCCUGUGCACGCAGUGAUUGAUGUCUAACACGUGAAAUGGGUGCAUUCUUGGGAUGUGUCUAUCAUAAAUAAACAAUAAGCAAAAUCAUUGUCAAUAAAUGGCUUUAAUCGGCCUUGUAUCUGCUAUCACAAGGUCUCUCUGUAAAGACCAGCCUCUUCACCACCUAUGAGCUCAUUAGACUUCAUAAUAUUAAAUUAUAAUAAAAAUAUUUUUAAAUAUAUUUUAAAAAAUCUAUAUAUAUAUUUUUUUGUUGUAAAUUUCUUUAUUAUGGGUUUUUCAUGUUAUAACAUGCAAUAAGUUAAGAUACAUUAUGAAACUCGCAGGUUUCGUAUACUUAUGGGUGCUUAGUGUACAUUGAGAUAUGUAAAUCUCUGUGUAAGCUUCAAUGGUAGGGAGACUCGCAGGUCUCGUGGCAAGAUGUGUCAUAUGAUCAUAUCGUUCAGAAGCGAGAUCGUAGGUCCACAAUACCGUUGCUUAUGAUAAUUGGCUGUAGGAGUUACCGUUAUAGUGGGCAGACUACAGAGGUGUGUAUUAAUUACCCUCCUAGUUAGGUCUAGAGUUGUGCUUCUUAGUUUGCUAUCGUCUUAGUCCCAGUAUUUGUCCGUGCGGUCGUGUUUCUCGUGUCAUCAGUCUAUGGGUGGGCAGAGUUAGUGCUAAAGGUCCUUUCGGUCUUUGUGUGUCCAGAUUGGGACUCGUCGUCUUUGGCCCGGAUUAGGGUGUUUAUGAGUGGUGUAUUGCAUGGUCCAGCGUUUACUUUAUCGUGGGUGCGGUGGUGUGGAAGGGCCCCGUGUCCUUUCAUGCGUCUGGUCUUAUUCAGUGCUGUCAUAGUUUUGUCUCAGAAGGAGGCCAAGGGUAGGACCUGCGGGCCCCAGCCGCCACCGCCCGGGCACCGAGGCAAGUCUAGAUAACGGGGGAGAGAAAAAGAAGAUGAAGAAGAGAAGGAGGGAGGGGCGGGAGGGGGAGAGUGGGGUGCAGGGGCCCUGGGGGGGGGAUGCUUGCGUAGAUUAUACGUUGGUUGUGUGUGUCUCGGUGGCUCCUAUGUCUCUCUCCUCCCCCUGUGUUCGUGUGUGUGUUAGGUACAUGUACCAAGGCCUCCAUAAGUCGACAUGUUUGGUGCUUCUCCCUUGUAGGUCCGCGAUCUUUGCUUCCGCUGUGUGGAUUUCCUCGACUUUCUGUUGCCAUUGUGCAAUCGUUGGUGGUUGUGUGCUUUUCCACAUCGUUGGAAUUAGGGCUUUAGCUGCAUUGAGUAGGUGUCUCAGGAUUGAUCUCUUGUAUUGUGCCACGGAUUGGUUCGUGAAGUGGAGCAGGGCGGCUUCUAUGCUAAGGUCUGGUGUGUCGCUUAGAAUCGAGUUUAGUUCUUGUCGGAUUUGUUCCCAGUAUGGUUGUAUUUUAAUGCAGUCCCACCAUAUAUGUUGUACUGUACCCGUGUGGGUUUCACAUCUCCAGCAUGUGUCAGGGGUUCCUGGGAAUAUCCUGUGUAGCAAUGCAGGUGUUCGGUACCAGUGGGAUAGUAGUUUAAAAUUGGCCUCCUGGUAUUUUGAGCUGAUCGAGCUCUUAUGUUGUAGUAUGAGGAUCUGUUCCCAUUGCGCGUCGCUGUAGGUCCUGCCUGUGAGGUCUUCCCACCGGCCUUUAAAUGCUGUAUUCCUGACCCGGUCUCCCAGCAGUAUUCUUUGGUAUAUUAUGGAGACUCUCCCAUCCGCCUCAGGGGUGUUGACGCACAGGUUUUCGAACCAUGUUGUGUCCCUGUGUACUGCCUGUCUAUUCGGGAUGUUAUAAUAGAAAUGCCUGAGUUGUGCGUACCGGAACCUGUGCAUGUGUGUGGGGGUCUCGGCCCCGGUCCAUUCCUGUAUGUUCUUUAGCCCUGCAUUAUGUAGCGCUUCCUUCAGAGGGAGAUAUUCAUCUCCAUUAGUUUCUGGCCAAGCGCUCCUCGGCAGGCCACCACCUAAGGCCCCGUUAUGUGUUAGUGGGAUCAACGGGCUCGGUUGCGGGGAGAUAUAGGCUUCCUUUCUCAUUAUAGCCCAUGUUUUCAGUGUUUGUGUGACUGGUGAAGUCCUAUUCGUGUUCGGUGGUUCACCCCUGGCUUGGUACCACACCAGUGAGGGUAGGGUACCUUGCAUGCUUACCCUGUCCAGGUCUGCCCAUCUUUUGUGGUUCGGGGCUGUAAGCCAGUCUCUGAUCCUCUGUAGGACCGUAGCCUGGUCGUAUUUUCGCACAUCGGGCAGUGCUAGUCCGCCCCAUGCUUUGGGUAGGCAUAGUUUAUCGUGGCUGAGCCUCGCCUGGCAUCCUUUCCAGACGUAACUGCUUAUCGCAGAUUUAAUUGUCGCGAAGAAAUCCGGCGGUAUGUGCCACGGUAUGGUGUUAAAAUAGUACAGGAGUCUUGGCAGAAUGUUCAUUUUUACUACCGCUAUUCGCCCUUGCCAGGAGAUGUAUUCAUGGUUCCAUGUCUUCAGAUCUCUUUGAAGUUGGUGAAGGAGCGGGGUGUAGUUCCUCGAGUAUAGUUCUGAUGGUUUGCAUGGAAUCCAUAUGCCAAGGUACUUCAUCUGGUCUUCGCAGCAUGUGAAGGGAUAGGUCCGUUUGAUCUGGUAAAAUAUAUAUAUAUAUAUAUAUAUAUAUAUAAAAAGAAUAUUGCAAUAUUUUUCAAAAUAUGAAAUCAGUUGAAAAGCUUAUCCAGGAAUUUUAAAUCGAGCACAUUCGAGCCUCCAUCCUUUCGCUAUUGCCACAGUGUAAAAUUCUUUAAUGUAAGUAAGAUUCUAGGACUGUAAGGAUCAAGAUGUCAAUGAAUCGCAUAAUCGAAAAAGUUAAUUCUAUACUAUCUCUGUUUUCAUUUAAUCUCCAGCUGAAUAUCUCCUUCCCGGAGUCGGAUUUGGAGAUCACGUUUGAGUACCCAUCUGAGAGUUCACUCAUGGCUGAGUUUGGGCCCCCGGAUGAAUCUGAAGCUGUUGUGCCCCAGCCACAAGCUGAAGACGAUGAAGAAGAGGAGAGUGUUUUAAUAGGGGGUAUCAUGAGACGGAAAGCCCUCAUUGUGGGUAAGUAUAAAUAAUAGCAAUAUACCCACAGGAUGUCUUUCUAAAUUUCUCGGUUUCUCUUCUUCUUUGUCCCCACUCUUUCACAUCUACAUGACUUGUGAAUUUCCUGCCCACACUGUCACAUGCCCCAUAAGAGACAAUCGUCACUGUGAACCAUGGAUGGGGAGCAAAACUAACAUUAGCCCAAAAUGCCAACACCUCCUCUUAAGAACAUGGUUGACACAGUCUUUUCUGCUUCCAAAGUCAAUGAAACGAGUAAAGUUGAGUAGUAACCGCUAUGUCCUACUACUCAAUCUUGUACUUCUGUCAUUUCACAACUAAACUUGUCCUCCACCAGCCACUAUGACUACUCCCUGUCAUCAUCUCCACUCUUCUCACACUUCCCUUUUUCCUUCGACUACUCAUUCUGUUCUUUUCCACUUACUUUACUCACACUUAAUUUUUCUCCCGCCAUCACUCAUUACAUUCUCUUAAUUUAUCAUUGUAGAUGAGUCCUGCAAGCGCUGAAGAAACACCAAAAAGCGUUAUGGGUACAGAACACAAGGCACCUGUGCAUAAAGCUACCGUCAUCAGUCAAGAUAGUUAUGGUCGAAUCCAUAACUAAUUAAAGCAACAUAUAACCGUUGCAAAAUUGGCAGGUUUACCAAUGGACGUAUCAAUGGCUGCUUGCACAAAUGGUUCUUUUCAGAGAAACAGUAUCUGGUGGAGAUGGUAACAAUGUACUCUUGGACCAGAAAUGGAUUCUAGUAGAACUGGGUAACUUUUCCAACAGGACUUUAUCCUGGCACUAUGCCCACUAGAGGAACCAGAAAUGGGAGUCACUAGACCCUGCUAAGUUUGCCAGUGGAACCAAUAUUGCUAAAAUAAACAUGGAUUUGGCUUAAUAUUUGAACUAGCACAACCCAUCGAUUCACCAGUGGAAUUAGUAACAGUGACCUGCUCUUCUAACUAAUACAAAAAGCAACUAGUUACUUGUAAAACUAGUCAUGGAAAUACUGGUAGAGUGUAGCGAGAGAGGAGAUUCUUUUUACAAACUGAUUUACUUUUAGUGAACUUACAGACACUGCUAGUUAAUGACAACUCCCUAGUAAUCAUUCUUGCCACUAUUUAGCUUAGUUAGUUAUUAAUAAGUCUAGAUACUGUUGCCAACCAUGGAACUAGUAUCAUACACGAGAUCGUUUUACUUGUGGUCACUACUAUAACUAGUUAAAAAUAGUUCUAGAUGGAGCCAGUUGCUGUUGCUAACCACUAACUUUACGGGAACUCACAUUUCCUAUACCCUUGUUCUUAAAUCCACGAUACUGACUCGUAAAAAAACCCACUCUGAUUCGUUACAAAGAGUCACUGAUCACAGGAAGCAGACCGCUCAAAGUUACCAGUGUGGACAAACUGGUUUUAACUAGUUAAGAGUACUAGUGAGUAUUAUCCAGUGUUUUUUUAUUUUAUUUUCUUAUUUUUACUUUUGAAUAUUUUUUGUAUUUUUAUAAAAUAAGUUUUGUUUGUAAAAAAACAAAACAAAACAAAAAACGAACGAACAAAAGAAACAAAGAUUAAAAAAAAGCGUGAUUUACAUUGCAGGAAGCUAAUCCCUUGAUUGUGAUUGGCGGAUUUAGAAAAGAAUGGGAGUACAUACUGCCAUAUGUUUUUUAAUAUACAUGUAUUCCUAACAAUUACAUUAUCAGUAUCAUUUGGGUAUUUGGAGCCCUUGACGAGACAGUUUCUGUAUGGGGUCACUGGACAUCAUAAUACCCCCUGCAGAGCAACAGAUCUAUCAAUAAUGCACUGCAUUCUGCACUUAUUUUGUAAUAUUUUAAUAUAUAUGUGUGUGUUUUUAUUGUAUCUUUUGAGAUGGAUGUAUGGUGGUAAAUCACGCUAUUAAGAGUGGACUUUAACACCUCUUUACUUAAAAGUGCUGUAAAAUAUGACAGCGCUGAGUAUGACCAGUUGAGAUUUCUACAUGUCCAUUCAAAAAAAUAUUUUAGAUUUCAAAGUUAGUCACCAGCUUGUAUAUAUCAAAAACUGCUCACCACUAUUAAGUGCUGCGUGUUUCUGGCCAGUUUAUAGCUCCUCUGAAUAAUUGUAAAUCACCGCAUGUUUAUUGUUGAUGUAUGUUUAGGUUCCAGUUACCAUUAUAGCAAACCGCAUGCUUGCUAAAAAUGCUAAGCAUUGUUGUCUAUACGUGUACGUAUGGUCAUACUCUGUACUGUUGUAUGCUGCAGCAUGUAAUGUUUGUAUGACUUUGAAUUUCUGUGUGUGCCCGUUACUGUUUCAAUGUUACUUUACGUAUAAUUUGGCCAGGGGAUAAGUGACAUCCGGCAUUCCUAAUGUCGUAAAAUAAAAAUGUUGCUGUUCACGGGCAAGUAAAAACUAUUAUCUGUGGGUGAUGGAAUUUGCAUUUCAUAAUAACGGUUAGCACAUGCAUCAGGAAAGGGUUUUAUUGAAGGCUGAAUAGUAUUCUCAAUUCACAGGUCGUACUUGUAGUGGUUAUGGUGCCCUAAGUCUCUGAGCACCUGCCCCUCGGUUCUUGGUCUAUCCAUUGGUAGUGUGAAUUCCAUACAUAUUGUAACACCAUUUAUUAGCUAGGCCAGUCAGCUGACCCAUUCAGCCAAUGAUUGGAUUAAGUUGGCAUUGCAAUUAGCCCAACAGUGGAACUUCCUCAUUACCAAUGCCAGAGCGCAUCGGCCGGUCUGCAGAUGCCUUAGGCACCCCCAGAUUUCGUUAUACCGCUCAAAUUGUUUGACCAAGAACCGAAGGACAGCAAACCCAAGCUAAUGGCACUAUAACCACUAUACAGACAUGUACUAUGUGUCUAGACUACUCACUUAAGAUAUUUGUAUUUCGGAUGCUUCCAGCCUGCCUGUACUAAUGCUCGUUAUGCAAAUGUUAAUUAUUCUGUAUCAACAGUUUAACAUGUUCUGUAACUUAUUAUAACUCAAAAUAAGCAGGCAAUUAAGAAUUAAAGACACAAGACGCAUGAAUGGUAAUUUGUUCUAAGCACAACUACUCAGUGAAAAAGUUCUUAAAAUCAGGUGAACAAUUUCAAUGAUCUAUUGGGCAAUGCGAGUUACUAACUUGAUUAUGAAAUGCAGGUGAUAGACAGUCAUCUGCCUUACUCUUUCAUUACCUUUGAUGGGUACCAGGGAUCGGAGGAAUGGAGACUGUGCCUAUGGACUUGACAGCCAAAAAAGCAUUUCAUUGUUACUUUGCCAAUAAACCAGUAUUCAUAGCUUUUGUGUGCUUUAUUUUCCAUGAUAGAUUCCCUGUUUGUGUUUACAUGCACUUGUAUAUACAGUUUGUAGCUAUGUAUCAUACGUAGUGUGGUUUUGGUGACAAAGUCAUUCCUCGAAGUCAUCUUCCUAGCUGGUGGUCCUGGGCAAGAGAAAAUAGGUGGUCCUCAAACCGAGUGUGGCAUAUUGAAAGGGGUGUUUGUAGAUGAAAUAGGGCUAAUUACCCAAAACUGAUUAAUAUAAUGGCCUGAUAGCCCAUCAUUUGUCUGUCAGACUAUGGUGUCUCAAUGACAUAUAGGAUCCCUCCCUGGUAUAUGUAUAUAGGAGAAAGAUAGUCGUAUUCAUACACAAGAUGGUUUGAAAGGGAAAAAACAGAAAAACAGACAAAACAUUGGCAGUAGGUUGUAGCCCCACCAUUUCACACUUUCUGACCACUUGGGCCACCUCUGCGCACUAUAAUAACCAGGCCUGUCACUUUCCGCCCCAAUAGUAGAAAAAAUGGCGAGAUCAUGAAAUGAAGGGACCUUGUGUGUUUCCUGUUACUGCAAUAUACUUUUCUAUAAACCAGAAAGUGAGCCCUAUCUUCUGACUUUUCAAUUUGCACAUUUUGCUCGCAGCUAAUGAUUUAUUCGUGUUACAAUGUUAAGCAAUAAUUUUGGUAUUUUUAAAAUAAAGAAUUACACAAUC
Pelobates cultripes (western spadefoot toad) is the source of this 22961-nucleotide messenger RNA. The record is from the annotation of a GenBank genome assembly. Lineage: Eukaryota; Metazoa; Chordata; Amphibia; Anura; Pelobatidae.